CUUGGUCACUAAACAACCACUUCCACCUCCCAGCUAAUGUCUCUUCCUCUCUCUUAGCCCUUCUUCUGUUCUUCCCCUGAUCUCUGUACGCAUGAAUGACUAGUCCUUCUUCGAGUCAUGAGUAACACGAAAGUGCCCAGAUCGAAGGCUAUGUAUCAUCAAGUUUAUGACAGAGGCUAAGAGCAAGAGAGCUUGCUACUUCCUCUUCUGCUCACUCUGUAGGGUUCUUGGCGUCUCUUCUCUUCUUCCUUCAAGCCAAAAUAUAGUUUCUCUUGUCUAUACAGACACUGGUGUUCAGAUCACCUGUGGUUCAUAAGGUUCUCCCCGCAUACAUGGGGAGGGCUGAGAACGGCAAGGACAAGAGGUCAAAGGGCCUGAUACUGAAGACGCUGGAGCGGUGCCGGUCCCUGGGGAGCCACCGCAAGGGGGAUCAGAAGCGGCAGCGGACGUCCGAGGGUUGCUUCUCGGUGUACGUCGGGCCCGCGAGGGAGCGGUUCGUGGUGCGCACGGAGUGUCUGAACCACCCGCUCUUUAAGAUGCUACUUGAUGAGGCGGAGAUGGAGUUCGGGUACUCGGCUGCCGGGCCGCUGGAACUUCCCUGCGACGUUGAUCUCUUCCAAAAGGUGUUGUGGGAGGUGGAGCAGGACGCAGCGGAGCUGUACUCGCCCAGGUGCAACUUCACCAAGGCACACGCCGGGUACCUCUUGCUGAGCCCGGUAAGGGCCAUGAUCACGGGCCGUGUGUAGAUUUGGAAGCAAGCAUGGUCACGAAUCCACCCUCUCGAUGGUGUUGGUGCAGCUGCCAUGACUGAGACGGUGGUGUCCCUAUUAGGCAAGCUAAGGCAAGAGCAGAAUAACUAUUUGCGUCACUUGUUGAGUGAGGUUUCGGAAUGCCUCAACAGGGAUGACCAGGUGGCUUAGUGUCGCCUUGGGGGCAAGAAACCUAAGUUGUUUUUGAUGAUGAAAUCAAUUAUAAUUUGUUUGAUCUAAUCUAUAUAUUGAGAAAAGUGUGCAGGAUUAACUACGAUAGCAAUAAGAUAUAAAGCAGGUGUUGUGCUGGAGUCAAGAUCGAGAUCACGUUGGGGUUCGAGAGUUCGUCGGAAGUCCGGACGUUCGUCAGAAGUUCUGUUGGAACCAACCGAGAAGUCCAAGAGCUUGCCAAAGAAGCUCGUGGGAACUUGCCAAGAAGAUCGUCAUAAAGUCCAGGAGCUUGCCGGGAGUUCGCCGGAGCAUUGCUGAGAGUUCGUCGGAUGUUCAUCGGAAGUACGUCGGAAGCUCGCCGAAAGAGCAAUUGACGCACUAGAACAAGAAGAGCUGUGAUCAUGUCUUAAAGUGUAUGCCAAAAAUCAAAAGCUGUUUCACAAAU
This is a messenger RNA of Musa acuminata AAA Group (dessert banana), 1365 nucleotides long. Its product is annotated as auxin-responsive protein SAUR71-like. Lineage: Eukaryota; Viridiplantae; Streptophyta; Magnoliopsida; Zingiberales; Musaceae. Gene Ontology annotation, biological process: response to auxin. Bases 333 to 746 code for a protein of 137 amino acids. The record is from RefSeq and is a predicted model, not a curated record. The transcript has 2 exons.